Guyanagaster necrorhizus is the source of this 1295-nucleotide messenger RNA. RefSeq lists its product as uncharacterized. The transcript has 8 exons. NCBI's taxonomy places the organism in Eukaryota, Fungi, Basidiomycota, Agaricomycetes, Agaricales, Physalacriaceae. The record is from RefSeq and is a predicted model, not a curated record. Bases 153 to 1169 code for a protein of 338 amino acids.
CAAAGGUCAUCAUCAGGAUGGAGCUGAUUGGGUUGUUUCCCCCUUGACCACGCUUGGACAUCGGCUUCAAUACAUUGUCUGAUGCGGCAUUCCGCCUACAUAAGCGGGUCCACUUGAAAUUGAUUAACCUUUCGCCGCUCCCUCUUCCACUCAUGGCUUCGACCCUUCCACGCCUCGACAGGAAUGCGCUUGUUGGUAUCUGGAUAGAGACAUGUCUAUGGGGUAUGAUCGCUAUCAUAUUCAUAGGCGCAAUGUUUGUUCUUGUACGGAAGCACAAUUCUCCGAGGCUAUUAGCCACCACAUCGACUGCCCUAUUCCUAUUUGCUACUACCCAUGUAUCUCUGUCUCUGAGAGAACUAUUGGAGGCCUUCAUUGACGUCCCUCAACCCGGCGACUCCACCUACACCAUACUUUAUUGGGCCGACAAUGCACGCGGAACUGCUGUUGCGAAAACGAUUCUAUAUGAUACAAGUGUCUUCCUUCAGGAUCUGAUCCUGAUCUGGCGUCUAUAUGUGGUUUGGGGAUACAACUGGAAAAUUGCAGUACUCCCAAUUAUCGUCGAGCUUGCACAUAUGGGAACUGCAUACGCCGCCACCGGUUUGCUUGCUCAACCGAAUGCAAAUAUCGACUCUCCCAGAAUCAAACAUAUAGGGCCUGUCGGCUGGUCUUUGGAUCUUGCCGUGAAUGUCUGCGUAACGGCGGCAAUUGCCUUUCGGCUAUGGUAUAUGGGGCGUCAACUUGGCAGCUCCCAUUCAAACAGAUAUCUGUCGACGAUCUUGACUAUUGUCGAAUCGGGGGCUAUUUUUGCCGCUGUGACUUUGGUUAUGCUCAUCUUAUACGUACGUGGAAGUGAGCUCGCCUUGAAUGGUAUCGACAUUUCUACCCAACUGGCUGUUAUGACACCACUUCUCAUCAUUGCGCGGGUUGGCCUCGGGAUGAUUCAUGGUGUUUCGAAGAAUCUCUCCUUUGCCUAUCCUCUGUCCCGUGUGUCAAAAUCAUCUGGAGGAGAUGCAAGCUUCAAUAGACACAACAUUCGUUCUAAGAAGAUGAAUUCGGGCGGGGGAAUUUCUGACACCCUUAUCAUUUCCACGGAGCAGGAAAUGGUUUUCGCUGAACACAGACGCAGCGCUGACUCGGCACCUGCAUACAAAUUGUCCAGCGAAGUUUAAAUGAUGAUGUAACUCACGCUUUGGAUACUGUUGUACUAUUCAUGACUUUGUAUAUUGGGUUGGAUGACUAUUUUAUAAGGUACUAAUUAUUAAAAUCUGAGCUACCCUCUAGCGAGGCUGGGUCAC